AUGACUUUUCUUCAUUUCGAAAAGAAGAAUACCAUGAACAAAGAGAAAGAUACUGCAGAUUCGAAAUGUACAACCAUCUGUGGUAGCAGUACCAGAUGUAAUGACAAUUCGAUGAUUGUUCCGGUUUGGAUGACAUCAUCUUCUGAUCCCAACACUGAGAUGUUAGUCUAUUGUAUUCUAGACCCACAAAGCAACACAAGCUUCAUAAGUGAUGAUGCAGCAGCAAACUUGAAUUUGAAAGGACAAGCAACAAAGAUGAAACUUUCAACCAUGCAUGGAGCGACUGAGAUAGAUUGCAAACGAUUUGUAGAUUUACGCAUAGCCAGUUUCGACAGAAAAACAGAAAUAAAGAUACCUGUUCUAUCUAGCAGGAAAUGCAGAACGGCAAGAAGAUCUCAGAUCCCUACUCCAAUGACGGCACUUCAGGGGCCACACCUUACCAAGAUAUCAUCUCAAAUUCCUGCUCUGCAGAAGGGUGCUCCCGUAGCUAUUCUCGUUGGGAAUGAUGUACCAAGAGCAGUGCAACCCAGAGAUGUCAUAGCAGGAGGUGAAGAUGAGCCAUAUGCUCAACAAACAUCACUAGGAUGGGGCAUUAUUGGAACAGUUUGUAAAAAUAAGGAUGUUGAAAAUUCCACAAGCUUCUAUACUGCCUCAAGUGCGAAGGAAACUAUAGGUACCAUUCAAUCAAUGUUUCACCUAGAUUUUGCAGAGUAUAAUAGUGACGCUCAAGGAACAUCUGUGGAAGAUCAACAAUUCAUUAAGAUCUUUUCAGACUGUAAUCAGCAACGGACACUAUGAGAUGCCACUCCCCUUGCGUAACAACGUAAAGACCCUUCCUAACAACAGAUGCCUCGCAGAAAAAAGACUACAGUCCGUAAAGAAGAAAUUUGAUAAAAACAAAGAUUACAAGAAAGACUACAUUGACUUUAUGGAAGGAAUGUUGAAGGAGUAUGCGGAACCCGUACCAGGCAAUGAAAUUGAUCUCCGUCAUGGUAUGAUCAAAUA
Molecule: messenger RNA, 1005 nt
Organism: Anneissia japonica
Lineage: Eukaryota; Metazoa; Echinodermata; Crinoidea; Comatulida; Comatulidae
Exons: 1
Coding region: 1-798 (265 amino acids)
Source: RefSeq, a predicted model, not a curated record